Molecule: messenger RNA, 1693 nt
Organism: Sphaerodactylus townsendi
Lineage: Eukaryota; Metazoa; Chordata; Lepidosauria; Squamata; Sphaerodactylidae
Product: short transient receptor potential channel 2-like
Exons: 7
Coding region: 98-1693 (531 amino acids)
Biological process (GO): manganese ion transport; regulation of cytosolic calcium ion concentration; calcium ion transmembrane transport
Cellular component (GO): membrane; cation channel complex
Molecular function (GO): inositol 1,4,5 trisphosphate binding; store-operated calcium channel activity; protein binding
Source: RefSeq, a predicted model, not a curated record
AAGGGCAGCUCUUGGGGUGGGACCCCUGAGGUCCUGCUGUCCCCCUGGCUGGGCUGCCCUUCCUCAGUGAGCAAGCGGCAUCUCUGUGGAGGCCAAGAUGGCGUCUGAUUUCGAGGGUGUCAUGCCGCCCAACUGGAAAGAAAUAGUGAACAAGAAAUUAAAAUUCCCCGAAGGCCUCCUGGCCGCCAUCCAAGAUGGCCACCUCGUGAGGGUCCAGCAGCUGCUUCAAGUGAGUGAUGGGAUCCUGAGGCAGCUGGACGAUGCGGAGGACCGGGCCUGGCGAGAGGCCCUCAACCUGGCCAUCCGCACGGGCAGCGAGGAGACCACCCGGACUCUGCUGCGCUUCGUCAAGUUCGACUUCCGCCAGGUCCACGAGGCCUUGCUGGUCGCCGUGGACACCAACCAGCCGCAUGUCGUCAAGCUGCUGCUGGACCGGCUGGACCAGGAGAAGAGCCUCAAGAUGGACAUCAAGUCCUUCUCGAUGGCCUUCUUCGACAACUCCAUCGACAACUCGCGCUUCGCCCCGGGCGUGACGCCCCUCACCUUGGCCUGCGAGAAGGACCUCUACGAGAUCGUGGACAUGCUGAUGAAGAAGGGCCACGCCAUCCCACGCCCGCACAAGGUCUCCUGCGGCUGCCUGGAGUGCUCCAACGGCCGCAAAUACGACCUCUUGAAGUUCUCGCUCUCUCGCAUCAACACGUACAAGGGGAUCGCCAGCCGGGCACAUCUCUCCAUCGCCAGCGAGGACGCCAUGCUCACCGCCUUUAAGCUCAGCCGCGAGCUCAAGCGCCUCUCCAAGAAGGAGCCUGAAUUCAAGCCGGAGUACCUGGCUCUGGAGCAGCUGAGCCAGGAGUUUGCCUUCGAGCUGCUGGGGAUGUGCCGCAACCAAAGCGAAGUGACCGCCGUGCUGAACGACCUGGGGGACGAUGACGCGACCGGGGAAGAUGAAGAUCUGGAUGAGCAGGCCUUCGAGGAGGGGAUCCCCAAUCUAGCCAGGCUCCGGCUGGCCGUCAAUUACAACCAGAAACGGUUCGUUGCGCACCCGAUCUGCCAGCAAGUUCUGUCCUCCAUCUGGUGCGGGAGCCUCCAGAGCUGGCGGGGCAGCAACAGCGUCUGGAAGGUCUUCAUCUCCUGCUCCAUCUUCGUCACAAUGCCGCUGUUGUGCCUGGUCUACUGGGUCGCGCCCAAGUCCAAGGUUGGCAAAAUGGUAAAGAUCCCCGUGAUCAAGUUCCUCUUGCACUCGGCCUCCUACCUCUGGUUCCUGGUCUUCCUGCUGGUGGAGUCCUUGGUCCUGGAGCACCAUCACGAGAUGUUCAAGGGGAGGAACCAAAGCAUGUGGGAGACCUCCCUGCACAUGGUCUGGGUGGCAGGCUUCUUCUGGUUCGAGUGCAAAGAGGUCUGGAUCGAGGGCAUGCGUAGUUACCUGCUGGACUGGUGGAACUUCCUGGACAUCGUCAUCCUCAGCAUGUACCUGGCCUCCUUCGUCCUGCGGCUUCUGGUCUUCCUCAAGGGCCACUUCUACUGCCUGGACCCCGGCUCCUCCCCAGAAUGCUACUAUUUCACUGAAGCUGAUAUACUGCCUCUCACUUUGGAGGUUCUUUUAGCUCCUAUGAGCCUGACCUUCUCCAUGCAUUGGCCAGUCCCUUCAACAAAGCCAUCUACACUCUCUGGGGGAGAGAAGGUAUACCAGUGA